AUUAAAUGUAUCCUUCAUUCGUCUCGUUUUGCAAUGGCAAAGGGAUUAAUAUGGGCAACUGCUGAGGAUUUGGCAAAGAAUCGAGCCACAGUGUUGUCAUUGUACCGUCAAAUAUUAAGAAGCCUUAAUUCUCCCGAUCUUCCCUUAACACAUGCUGCUCGCCUUGCUAAGAAAGCUGAGGUUCGAACAAUCUUCUUGUUCGGGUCUGAGGAGCGAUCCUUACACAACAUUGCCGAUCUCAUAGAUGCCGCCCGUUACUCGCUCUCCAUCCUCAAAAAGGGUCGUCUUCCAUAAAUAUCUUCCGUAGCACGCCUCUU
Ananas comosus (pineapple) is the source of this 317-nucleotide messenger RNA. RefSeq lists its product as uncharacterized. The transcript has a single exon. The coding region runs from base 34 to 294 and encodes 86 amino acids. NCBI's taxonomy places the organism in Eukaryota, Viridiplantae, Streptophyta, Magnoliopsida, Poales, Bromeliaceae. The record is from RefSeq and is a predicted model, not a curated record.